CUCCUUACGCGCGUGGUUUCCAGAAAUAGCUGGGGGGGAGGGGCGCGUGCACGUACAAACUCUUCUCGUCAAGGGAAAAAAAAAGGAGGCGUUCUAAGAAAAAAAGUUGGAUCAGAACCACUGGUGAAGUUCGCUGCCACGCAGUUGAGCUUCUUCAACUUAACACGAGCCCAGUUGACUGCAGAGUUGUUGCUGGUGCUGUCACGAUGCUUCCGAUGACGGCCAGUCAGCAAGAAGAGAUGAGGCCGAUGAUAAAGAGGAGGACAGCUGACCCACGAAGAUGCUGAGCCGCCGCCGCCGAGGUAUUUCCGGCCCGCUUCUGGUGCUGCUCGGAGCGGCGGGCUGCCUCUUCUACCAGAGCCUCACUGGACAGCGGUCCGGCCCGCAGCAAGCCGCCAAAGAGCCGCCAGACAGUCCGACGGAGGACGACCGGAAGUUGGUGAAAGCCCUGGAGGGUCUGCAGAUGUCCCACAUGGCCAGCGGGCGGCGCCGGGCCUUGGUUGUGAUGGGGUCACACCCACACAGUGACACCGAGGUGCAGCUCUACCAUAGAGUCCUGCACGACUUGGACUAUGAGGUCCACAAGUCCACAUACUUUGAGACCAGCAGCUUUGUGCAGCACAAUCAAGGGCAAAGUGGGUGGAGUCUGCUGUUGUGUUCAAGCUCCUCAGAGAGAAGUUGUCUGAGGAAGGUCGCUUUCUCGCACCUAAGGUCACACCAGAUGGUCAAUCUUCUGCCUGGUCUGGUGGAGGCACUCUCUGCCUCAGCUCUGUGUCAGCUGACAGCGCGUGGAUUACCCAUCAUGCCUCCUGCUUGCAGUCACAACCGGACUUCCCCUCACGGCCCCGUCGGAGCUGACAGCGCGUCCGCCGUGGAAUCUGGCCUGGUUGCCGUGGUGAAUGUUUACGUCGUAGUGACCUCCGUGAGGCCUCUGACCGCCUUCCUGCACGAAGUUGCCGUAGUGACAGACAGUCAGAUGUCGCGGGCCACACAGCUCAGUGGCUUCCUGCUGCAGCGACUUCCGCCAAAGACUUCCCAAGAAGCUUUGGGGCAAGCUAAGGAGGUCAUAGGUCAGGUGCUGGAGGCCGCACUGUCUGCCAAUAAAGAGGCUCAAAGCCUGAACAGGUGUGUGUUGUGUUAUCAGCUGCUCACUUUCACGCUGCUCUUUAGCGGAUCCAUCAAGCCCCUCAUCACGCAGGUGGACGCGGGUUUGACUCUGUCGGCUCUGAGUGAUCGGCACUUUGACAGACAGGUCACCAGAGAUGUGAUCCUGGAGGACACGCUUCACUUCCUGUUGUCCUCGGAGACGCAGUCAGACGACGAGCAGCGCGGCGUCUUCACAGAGACAAGCGGCGUCCGAAUGUCUGCAGACGACUUUCUUCUUCUGCGUCGCUUUCACGGUCACGUGAUGGCGCCGAGGUCCUUCCAGCUGGUGUGUCCCGGCGAAUCUUCGUCCCGCGGCGCUUCACGCCUGUCCGACAUGCUGCUCGCCGUCGUUCGCCAUCACGGGAGCGUCGUUGGCAGGGCCGACCAAUCAGAUGCGGCGGUCAAUCAGAGCACAGGUUCAUGCGUGGACGCCCGCCUCCGUCAGAUCUACACCGACCCCCCCCUAACACUGAGCCCCCCCUUCAGCCCCCAUUUCAAGGAGUACCACACAGAAGUGACCUUUGACACGCUAAUGAUCAGAGUCCGCGCGGAGCCCGCCAGCGCCGCCUGUGGCGUCCGCUUGGACGAGCGGCGAACUUCCAGAGAGUUCACCUUCCCCGUCGGCCUGGGACACAACCGCGUCAACAUUCUGGUGACGGACGAGGCCGCGUCGCCGCCGUCCGUGGUGGCCGUCUACACCGUGCACGUGUACCGCGAAGGCCGGCCCAGCCUGCCAAUGUUUGGGGACCAUGUGACCUGCGGCUAUGUUCAAGAUUGUGGACUCGUGGUUCUUCCGAAUCGCCCCUGUGGUCUGGAACCGUUUUCCAGACCAACCUAUCCACUUCCUGCCUGCACUUCCGGACAUUCUCCAGGUCGCUGGUUGGUUCCGUGCCUCAGCUGUUCUGACAACAGGACGUGUGAUUGGCGGAAGGUUGCCUGGCAACCCGACAGUUGCUAUCAUGGAGUGGUGAAGCGCCCCCUGCUGCAGGAGUGUAUGGCAGGUAGAAAGGUGUUGUUCUUGGGGGACUCAACCAAUCGGGGCAUGAUGUACUUCCUGAUGGAGCGGCUGAACUCCAGCUUGGUGGACUGGGACAAGGCCCACGAAAUGCUAGUCUACAAGAACCUGAACCACGGUCGGACGUGGGUCAGCUACUCGUAUUAUCCUCAGUUCUGGUUGGACCACAAGCAAAGGCCCACCUUCAAGCAGGCGCUGACCCAGCUGCUGCAAAGGUCAGGACCUCUGAUGAACUCUGAGAUGACCGUGUUGGUGGUGGGAGGAGUUCAAUGGCUCAACAGCAAGCACCUGUGGAUGGUUCGUGAGGUUCUGGAUAGUGAGUCUCUCAGUGGAGUCCAAGUGGUGGUCAAGUCUUUGGGAAUGGGCUUCCAUCUUCCUGUGGACGGGAUCCGAUUUCGCAGUCCGAAGGAGAUCCAAAAGCUUCCCAGAGAGAACCAGAAUAUUAUCACUGCUGCAAAGCAUCACGGCUAUGAGGUGAUCGACACAUUGGCCAUCACGAUGGGUCGCUACCAAGACUUCCUGCCGGGACGUUGUGCGUGCCACUUCCAUCAGGUGGACAAGUUCUGUGCCGAGUCGGCCCACCGCACAACCCAACCUGGAAGCCAAUCAAACGCUGCAAACAUUCCCUCAAAAGUGAAAACCAAUACCUCGUCCUAUCAUGUAAUUGGAGCUGUGAACCAGGUGUACGCCGACAUCCUGCUGAGUCGCCUGUGUCCGACAGUUGAGUGAAAACUUUCAGCCAGGUCACGUGACUCUCAUAAGCGUCACAGCACUGGCCGAUGACGUCAUUGUCUUUGGACACCUGGCCGGCCCAAUGAGGACUCUUCUGGACUGGACCUUCUGCCGCCGCUUGCAGUC
Molecule: messenger RNA, 3019 nt
Organism: Nerophis lumbriciformis (worm pipefish)
Lineage: Eukaryota; Metazoa; Chordata; Actinopteri; Syngnathiformes; Syngnathidae
Gene: cped1
Product: cadherin-like and PC-esterase domain containing 1
Source: RefSeq, a predicted model, not a curated record